GACAAAACUUUUCGUAAAAUAAUGCUUUCCAAAUCUGUUGGUAUUUUAAUUAUUUUAAUGUUUUUAUUAUUUAAAAACAUAUUUUCAAUUCCAGUUUAUAUCGAAACAUCUAAGGAGGAUUUGCAUAGAUUUGUCCGGACAGUAAUUUGUUGCUAUGGAUGUUGCGAUAAAGAUCCGUGGCCUGGAAAAUAA
Messenger RNA from Meloidogyne enterolobii, 192 nucleotides. The record is from the annotation of a GenBank genome assembly. NCBI's taxonomy places the organism in Eukaryota, Metazoa, Nematoda, Chromadorea, Rhabditida, Meloidogynidae.